AUGUUCCUAUCCGAAUCAAAAAAAUGUCUAAUUGGCGCUGUUUUAAUCAAAAUAGGAUCCGCAUUAUUGUUAACUUGGGGAAAGACAAAUGUUUAUUUCUAUUCUUUCUACAAGCAAACAGAACCUGAUUUAUCUAUAGCAUACAACACUUUGCCUAUUGCCAUCAUGGCCCUUCCUAUCGCCCUUAUUACAAUAUUUUCAGUAAAGAUUGCAAAGAAGGUUGGAUUUACAUUGCACAUAAGAAUAGCCACUACAAUGUAGUGUGCAUCAAUAUUAAUCGCUCCUUAUAUGCCUACUUAUUUGACAUUCUUAUUCUUUUAUAUUUUCUUAUAUGGAAUAGGGUAUUCAAGCGUAGCAUUUCCAGUUUUUUCGUGUGCUUGGAGCCAUUUUAAAAAAUCAGAAGGACGAGUUUCUGGUCUUUUAUUAGGAGCAUAUGGUUUUGCAUCAGUAAUCUACGUGAUAAUAAUUACUUAUGUCAGCAACCCAAAUAAUUAAUAAGCAGACCUUUAAACUGAACAUAAAACAUAGAUAUAUAAAUAUUUUUCAGGAAGUGUGGCUUAAAAUGCAUAAAACGCUGCUCAAUUAGUGAGUUAUGUUGCGAGUUUGUGUUGUUUAAUUGGAGGAUUCUUGAUACGUCCAUACGUUUAGACAACUUAAUACAAUUAAGUAGGGGCUGGCGAUUAGAAAAUAUAAUCAUUUGAAGAGGAAACACCUAAAUAAAAUGAUAAAGAUGUAUAAUAAGAUUCAUCUGUUGAAAUGGAUCCUUCAUAAGUGGCUGUAAAUGAUCUGCCUCUUGAAAUUGCUUCAGACCAUGGCUUACCUUAAAUUAAAAUUAAAUAAUCUUUAUCUGCAGCAAUAAAAUCAAUAUAAUUUCUAACUAUCAUUUGUUGCUUGAGUGUCUUAACUUUAUUUCUAUUGACUCUUGGACUAAAUUAUAAGAGUUAUUUCCUAUCGAAAAUUAAUGAAGACUUCUUUAUUACCUUUGUGGAUUUAGUUGCUUUAUUGGCAUCAUCAUUUGCCAACAUACUUUGGGGUUUUUUGAUUGACCGAAUUAAUUUUAAAAUACUAUUUGCAAUCAUCUACUUUGUUAGUGGAAUAGGCGCUAUUGCCUUGCCGUUUUCAGCUGCAGACAAGGUUUCAUUCUUUAUUGUUUAUGUCAUUACUAUGAUGUUUGAUAAAGGUGCAUUAGUUGUAACAGGCCCUGCUUUAAUCAAGAUUUUCGGAGAUGAUAUUGGACAUCAAUUAUUCCCUUUAACAUAUAUUAGUUCAUUAAUAUCCGUUGUAGUGGGACCUGUUAGCUAGUUUAUAUUAUUGAAGUACUUUUCAUUUGAUAUAAUAUUAUAUUGUUAAGGGUCAUUAAUUUUAUUAGUGAUUAUUUUCAUUAUUAGACUAAAUAUGAAUUAUUAAAAAUGA
Molecule: messenger RNA, 1413 nt
Organism: Paramecium tetraurelia
Lineage: Eukaryota; Ciliophora; Oligohymenophorea; Peniculida; Parameciidae
Exons: 3
Source: RefSeq, a predicted model, not a curated record